CACAGCUGCAGAGAUGAGUUGCACUGAGGCAGGGAUGUGUUGUAUUCAAAACUGCUUUGUGCUAUGUUGAAUGGACUUGUGGCUGGAUUGCGCUGACUGAUGCUGAGGAGACCAGAAGAUACCAUGUAUAAAAGUGUUUGUGAUUAGUUUGAAUAGUGAGCUGAAGUGAUAUGAGUCUGUUGAUCUGGUUUCGAGGAGGCAGACCAUUUCUGCUGCUGCUGCUCAUGCUCUGCUGCAGGAUUCUGCCAACCUGGACCAAGACCAGCAGACGCCAAGGGUCCCACAGACCCACACACAACCACACAGAUGAUAUCAUACUGGCUGUCAUACUUCCUCAGCAUAACACUUCCUACCCCUGGGCGUGGCCUCGUGUGGGACCCCCACUGGAGCGCGCCAUCGCCCACAUUAAUGCCAACCCCACCCUGCUGCCCAGGCAUCACCUCCGACACAUCUUUGCAAACAGUGAGGAUGGAGAUGGCAUCUGCUCGGAGUCCAUUGCUCCUCUCAUGGCUGUUGACCUGAAGUUUGAACACAACCCUUGGGCCUUCAUAGGACCUGGCUGCGACUAUACCGCCUCCCCUGUUGGGCUGUUCACAACUCAUUGGGGCCUUCCCAUGAUCACAGCAGGAGCCCCUGCCGUAGCUUUUCUGAACAUGGAGAUGUACACUUCUAUCACUAAUACAGGCCCCACACACAAGAAACUGGGCGAGUAUGCCCUCCACCUAUACAGGCAUUUCGGUUGGCACCAGCACACCCUGCUGAUGUUCAGUGACACUAAAAUGGGCGACAGGGCAUGCUACUUUGCCCUGGAGGGGCUGUACACAGAGAUACAUGAGGAGAACAUCACAACCAUGGACCUAGUGUUCGAGGAGAAUAAAGGACCUGUUAACUACUCUGAACUCCUGCACAAGAUCCAGGAGGGUGGCAGAGUGGUAUUUGUGUGCUGCUCUCAGGAUGUUUUCCGUCAGUUGAUGGUGAACUUCCGCAGGGCAGGUCUCCCUCAGGAGGAGUUUGUCUUCUUCUACAUUGACAUCUUUGGACGUAGUUUGCAGUCCCAGCCUUCUCAGCCGUGGAUAAGAGGUGACCCAGACGAUGCCCUUGCAAAGGAGGCCUUCCAGAGUGUGAAGAUUCUGACCUAUCUAGAGCCCCAGAAUCAAGAGUACAAAGAAUUUGUCACUAAUCUAAAAUCAGAUGCCAAAAGGAUGUUCAACUUCACAGUGGAGGAUUCUUUGAUGAACAUCAUCUCAGGUGGUUUCUAUGAUGGUCUGAUGUUGUACUGUCAUGCUCUGAAUGAAAGUCUUUCUGAGGGACACGGACGACCUUCGAGAGAGUCUGUCACAAAAAGAAUGUGGAACCAAACUUAUUAUGGUGUCACUGGUCUGGUGCAAAUUGAUGAAAAUGGAGACAGAGAGACUGAUUUUGCCUUGUGGGACAUGACUGAUACCAACAAUGGCAACUUUCAGAUUGUGGCAGUGUAUAAUGGCACUCAGAAGAAGAUGAAGAUUCAGCCGGGGAUGACCAUCCAGUGGCCAGGGGGUGACAUUCCUUUGGAUGUGCCUAUAUGUGGGUUUAAGAAUGACAACCCUGCCUGUCGUGCACGAACCAUUGCAAUGCACCAGAUGAUUUCCAUUGUGAUCUUUUUCAUCCUCAUCAUCAUCUUCACUGUGAUGGUGUUUGUAUACAGAAAGCUGAAGCUGGAGAAGGAGUUGGUCGCUCAGUUAUGGAGGAUCUCUUGGGAGGACAUUCAGAUGAGCAACCUGGAAAAGGUCAUGAGGAGCACUGGCAGCAAACUCACACUCUCUUUGAGAGGCUCAAACUAUGGAUCACUGCUGACAGGUGAUGGAAAUUUCCAAGUGUUUGCUAAGACUGGCUACUUUAAGGGCAACAUUGUGGCAAUGAAAUAUAUCAGCAGAAAGCGCAUUGAGUUAACGAGGAAAGUGUUGUUUGAACUGAAACAUAUGAGAGAUGUGCAGAAUGAGCAUUUGACACGUUUUAUUGGUGCCUGCAUCGACCCACCCAAUAUUUGCAUCGUCACAGAAUACUGCCCUCGAGGAAGUCUGCAGGACAUCUUGGAAAAUGAAAGCAUCACACUAGACUGGAUGUUCAAAUAUUCUCUGAUCAGUGACAUAGUGAAGGGCAUGGCUUUCCUCCAUAACAGUGUGAUUGUAUCCCAUGGCAACCUGAAGUCAUCUAACUGUGUGGUGGACAAUCGUUUUGUGCUAAAGAUCACAGACUAUGGGCUGUCCAGCAUCAGGACGGAGUCAGACACAGAGGACGCCCACUCUUAUUAUGCACGUAAGCUGUGGAUGGCUCCUGAGCUGUUGAGGUUGGAGUGCUUUCCUCCUGGCGGCACGCAGAAGGGUGACGUCUAUAGUUUUGGCAUCAUCCUCCAGGAGGUGGCACUACGCAGAGGAGUCUUUUACCUGGAGGGAGAUGCGCUCAGCCCCAAAGAGAUUGUGGAUCGAUUAGCUCUGGGUGAAUGGCCAUACUUGCGGCCAUCAGUGAACCCUCAGGCCCACAGUGAGGAGCUGGGCCAGCUGAUGCAGCGUUGCUGGGCUGAAGAACCUUCAGACAGACCCGAGUUCAACCACAUUAGUGUAUUACUCCGCAAACAGAACAGGGAGCACAGAAGUAAUAUCUUGGAUAAUCUUUUGUCUCGCAUGGAGCAGUACGCUAAUAAUCUUGAAGAGCUGGUAGAGGACAGAACUCAAGCCUACCUGGAGGAGAAACGCAAGGCUGAAGCUUUACUGUACCAGAUCCUCCCUCAUUCAGUGGCAGAGCAGCUAAAGAGGGGUGAGACGGUGCAGGCAGAAGCUUUUGACUCUGUCACCAUCUACUUUAGUGACAUUGUGGGCUUCACCGCUCUAUCAGCAGAGAGCACACCUAUGCAGGUCGUCACCCUCCUUAAUGAUCUCUACACUUGCUUUGAUGCCAUUAUAGACAAUUUUGAUGUUUACAAGGUGGAAACAAUAGGUGAUGCCUACAUGGUGGUUUCAGGACUACCAGUACGAAAUGGGAAACUGCAUGGUCGUGAGAUUGCACGCAUGUCCCUAGCUCUAUUGGAGGCUGUCAAAACAUUUAAGAUUCACCACCGACCUGAUGAGCAGCUCAAAUUACGAAUCGGCAUCCACAGUGGCCCUGUCUGUGCAGGUGUAGUUGGGCUAAAGAUGCCUCGGUAUUGUCUUUUUGGAGACACAGUGAACACAUCCUCUCGGAUGGAGUCAAAUGGAGAAGCUCUUAAGAUUCAUGUGUCGUCAGCCACUCGAGAUGUGCUACAAGAGUUCAACUGCUUCCAGCUGGAGCUGAGAGGAGAUGUUGAGAUGAAGGGAAAAGGGAAGAUGAGGACCUACUGGCUUCUUGGGGAGAGCAAGAUCAAUGAUUGAAACAGUGGGAAUAAGCAAAUUGCUCCACAGGAUCAGCCCAGAAACAUUGAAUGUAGUCAGUUGCACCCACAGGGAAACCUUCGAGACUGUUUAGGGCCAGCCCAAUUUGCCCAGUGCACACCAACAUUACUGUGUACAGCACUGUUGGAGACGAAGUCUGACCUUUGUAUAUAUGGACUUCAAGGUGGAUUUUUUUUUUUCUUUCUGUAAGAUGUUAUCACCAUUCAACACAAGUUGUUAUUGCAGCUGUAAAUCAAUUGAGUGAAGGUGAAAGAGUGUGUGUGUAUCAAUAUUGACCCCUGGUGGACAGGUAGAAGUAUUAAAGGUGCAGUAUGUAACAAUUUUCAUGUAAUAUUCACCGUUUUUUUGCCAAUGUGUGAACAGCUUGUAACGCAACUUAAAAAAUUAGCCCUUCCCAGACUUCCUAGGUUGCCUAUUAAAGCCUGUAGACUGAUUUUCAUGCGAAGGGAGCGGGUCGGUUUUGCCGGGAAAAUCCAAAGGAUGUGAAGUUUAUGCGUGCUCCCGAGAGCCUUGCCUCAGUGCUUCUCUUCUGCUAUUCAACAGCGACAACAAACUGCAACUCUAGGUAACGUUAUCUUAGAGAUGGAAUCCAGCAAACGUCUGUCUCCCGGCACAACACUGACUCCUACACAAACUCAGAGGAAGCCCAAAAAAAAAAAAAACAUGAAUCUACUGAAUCCCGUCUGGCUAAGCGGGAACGUGAUCUGUGUAAUUUUAGCUAACUUGAUCUUGCCUGCUAACACUGACGAAUUUCAAGAUACCUUGCUUCGUAACUUUCAAAUAAUUUCAACGAUCUUCUCUUUACACAAAAAGUCAGGUAUACAGGAUAAAUUUAAGCAAAUACACGGGUUUCUUGAUCAUAGGACAACAUAUGACAUACAAUAGUGCAACAUAACAGUGCAGUGCAACAGUAAACUCUCUAGUAUAGUUUGGUAGUAUGUAGCUGUAUGUGUGUAUCAGUAUGCUAUGUUAGCUGAUAAAUAGUUUUAGUUUAGUCUCAAAGUUUGUAGUAAAACAAUCAUAACUGUGUUAUUUUAAUUAUGCUACCUCAUCUGUCAUCAUGAUGCCUUUGGAUCACGUUCAGUCUCUUUGUACGUUACGUCAUUGUUUUGGCCGAUGCUCGCUCACUCGCGUCCCUAUGGAGUGUGUGCACGAGCGCGAGCACGAGCAACAGCUAGCUGGCUGCAGUUCACUUAACGGCCACAGGUGUCAUUAAUAACAAGGGUUUCUGAAUCUUACAUACUGCACCUUCAUACAAAUUUCAUUUAUUUAAAAGUUAUUGCCUACCUAAUAAGAACACUUUGAGGGUGUUGCGUGAGACAUUUUUAUUUUGAGUUAUUACUGGGAUUUUAAUCUCACCAAAAAAUCACUUUUGUUGGCCUAAUUCAUAUGGGUUGAAGAAAAACGUAUUUACCUUUUUUUUCUUUUUCUUUUUUUUUUUUUUUUUACCAUAUCGUAAAUGUACAGUAUAACUGUUAUUCCAAAUCUUUUUUCAUUCUGCUUUAAUUUCUGUUAUGACAGAUCAGACACUUGCAUGCGUAUGUAUUUAAGAGAUAUAACUCACUGGUUCAUCUUCUCUAAUGGACCUGUCUGCCAAAUCAUGGUGAAUGAUUGAGAGUGCUUUAGUUUUGAGAGACAGUUUGUUUUGUUGAUUGUUUUGUGGUGUGAUUGAUGCCUUAGUUUUGUGAGCCACGCAGACCUACAACAGCUUUAGGACACAAAGCAUAUAAAUAAAUAUAAAUGGAACUUUCUUACAAAUCAAUACAGCUCAGUUUAAUUUUAGAUCAUUUGAAGGGGACUAUUUUGCUGGUCUAAAAGAGGAAAAGGGAGAUUUCUUUUGCUUAGCUGUGUCAUUAUAUUUUCGAAUGAAUGACACGAGUUUGAUUUUAUGUCAGAAAUCAUCUAUGUAAGUUUGCUUUUAACUAUUUGUCAUAACACUUGCUUUACAUGUUUCCAUGUGUUUCUGUCUCUGCAGGAACAGUUUUUUUCUUUCUGUGUAUUUGUCAUGUUUUAUGGUCAGUCAAAUGUAAGCAUGCUGUAAACUUAUAUUUCUCAGGAUAGUGUUUUGGGGUAAUAAUGAAGCUGUUAACAUCUGGCACAUGGAACCAGUCAUCAGGAACCAGCAAAGCAGUUACUGCCCCUGAAGGAUUAGGAUUAUAAUGCAGAACAUCCACACAGAACCUUACAUUAUUUUCCAACUCUGCAAUCAAGUUUUGAAUCCUCAGUGUGAAAAAAGGAUUGUUGAGAAAACUUAAAAUAUCCAGGCAACAUGAUGCAGUAAGAUUUUUGAGUUCUCAACAACUGUCUAAAUAAUUGUCCUUAGUAACAUUGCUUUGUUUAGUCAAUGUGAAUUUGUUUGUUCACUAAAUUCUUGUUGAGAGAA
Molecule: messenger RNA, 5787 nt
Organism: Myxocyprinus asiaticus (Chinese sucker)
Lineage: Eukaryota; Metazoa; Chordata; Actinopteri; Cypriniformes; Catostomidae
Gene: npr1b
Product: natriuretic peptide receptor 1b
Exons: 22
Coding region: 171-3383 (1070 amino acids)
Biological process (GO): receptor guanylyl cyclase signaling pathway; intracellular signal transduction; protein phosphorylation
Cellular component (GO): membrane
Molecular function (GO): peptide receptor activity; ATP binding; guanylate cyclase activity
Source: RefSeq, a predicted model, not a curated record